Molecule: messenger RNA, 342 nt
Organism: Mytilinidion resinicola
Lineage: Eukaryota; Fungi; Ascomycota; Dothideomycetes; Mytilinidiales; Mytilinidiaceae
Product: HET-domain-containing protein
Exons: 1
Source: RefSeq, a predicted model, not a curated record
UCAUCCCUUCGCAUACUCGAACUGCUGCCCGGUAGAAAGGAUGAUGAGCUUGCAUUCCGCUUAGUCGUCGCUGACUGGAACAAUCGGCCAAUCUAUGAAGCAAUAUCCUACGCAUGGGGAAGCCCCGCAGAAAGAGUCUGGACGCCUCAUAACGGGAGAUAUAUACUGGUGCCACAGAAUCUCCUCGAUGGUCUUUGUCAGAUGUGCUUCCCCGAUCAGUCAAGACUUAUAUGGGCCGACUCCAUUUGCAUUGAUCAAAACAGUGAAAAGGAGAAGGCUGUCCAGAUUUCCAACAUGAGACGCAUAUACACACGCGCAACUCGUGUUCUUGUCUGGCUCGGG